This is a messenger RNA of Podarcis lilfordi (Lilford's wall lizard), 2716 nucleotides long. The record is from the annotation of a GenBank genome assembly. NCBI's taxonomy places the organism in Eukaryota, Metazoa, Chordata, Lepidosauria, Squamata, Lacertidae.
AUGAUCCCGGCAGGUCGGGCGGCCAAUAAUGUGAAGGAAAGGAGGAGGGAGGGAGUCCAUAUGAGGAGAGAGAGAGAGAGGGAAGGAAGGAAGGGGGAACACCCCUCUGGUUUGGUCGGGGCUGCUGGUUGGCUUGUGGGUUCCCUCUGCGGUUACUGCGUGCAGCAACUUUCGAGCGCGCACUUCUGAAGUCACCCAACAGUCUGUGGCCGCCGGGUGAGUCACGCUGCCAACUUGGGGGGAAAAGAUCUGAGGCAAUCUUCCUCAGAGUCAGCCGCCGGGGCCCGGCUGCUCAGCUAUGGUUUAACCACAGCAGGUGGAGCUCCGCUUUCGGGACCAUCGUUUGCUUUCUCUUCUCCGCGCCCCUCGCCCCCUCACGGCCUUCCUCUUUCCCUCCCCUCCUUUCUCGCGCCUCCAACUUCGUUACAACGCGCGAGGGGGGCCCGGCCGAGUUUCCGCUUCUGCCCCACCAGAAGGCUAGCAGCACACGCGAUUGGCAGUAAGAACAAACACAGGCACGCACACACGCACGCAGGCAGGCAGGCAGGCGGACGGGCGCGCAAGCGGCCUCAGAGUCAAGAGUUAAAAAAAGAAGUAGUAGGAGUCGCUCAGACGACAGAGCCUGCGCUCCUCCCAGGGUCCACGUUCCCCAAGCGGAAGGAGUCUUCACGUGUUCACCAGACGCCAACGGCGAGCUUUCCCGAGGGCUCCUGCCUAGGGAGGCCAGUCUCUCCAGCUGUGUGUGACCUUCUGUGAGGCGCUGUUUGUUUGCUCAUGCUGGUCUCAAAAAGCCUGGUCUGUCUCUCUCUUUCUCUCUCUCUCUGCCCCCCCCUCCGCGCGCCCUCCUCCUCCUCCCUCUCGCCUUCUGGCUCUAUGAAUGGAGAUUGACUGGAAAUGAAUUUGCUUUUACAGUAAGAGAGUCCGGAGGAAUGCCAUUCCCUCAGCUCUUUUGCAUAGGGGAGGGCGCCGGCCAAUCAGAGCCCUUUCCGGUAUUCAGCAGGGCGCGGCUCCAACCCGCGGGCUCCUGGAAUUGGCCUGCGCACCGCCGCUGGAAGCUACUGUAAAAAGCCAAAGGGAGGCCCGCGUGUCAAUGGGACGCCGCGAUUACCGCAGCGCGCGCGAGAAAGAACAAGCGAGCAAGCGGCAGACCUCUGGGCGGCGGCUGCGGCGUCUUGCGCGAAGCCUCAGAAAGGCGGACUGAGGGAGAUGCGGGGACAAGAGUCGCGCGGCCCGCUCACGCGCCAAACGUUUCCCUCGUGCGUGGGUGGGUCCCCGCGGGACAAUGAAAAGGGCGCGAAAGUAGCUCCCGAGACUCUCAGUCGCCUGGCUGGCUUCGAGAAGGAAGCUCACCCCGCACGGACCCCGAGCACCCGCCCACCCCCACCCCAGCCGGGCUUUUUCAACACUCAACCCACACGAAGCCUAGGCCAGGUCCCACGCAGUGACUGGGCUAGUAACCCCCCUCAGCACGCGCGGCUGAGGGAAAGGGGGUGGGCGGUUUUCGCUUCUUGUGGAAAUAAAGCGAGUUAUAUCGCCUUCAGUAAGAGCUGCUGCCUCCCCUUCCAAGUAGUAUUAUUUUGCCCCGAUUCAGCAUGUGAGCCCCCACAAAAUGCAAAGUUCUGGGCAAAGGUUCGCCUGAUGAAUAUUUGCCUAUCGCACAGUUGUUUACCAGGAUGGGGAAACCUUCCCCCGUUCGGGUGGUUUAACUCCAGUUCCCAUCUGCUCCAGCCAGCAGGGCCAAAUAUUUGGGACAAGGGGAGCUGGAGUCCAUCCACAUCUGCAGGCCCACAGGUUCCCUACCUCUCUGUGUGAAAGGCUGAAGGGUCUGCAAGAAGAAAAAAGAUGGCAGCCCUCCCCUCAAAUGAACAGCGCACACUUCCUGCCUCCCUUUGUGCGGAGCGCGCCAAAGAUUGCUAUUUUACACUUUUCCAUACACUCCUGGAUUAAGUGCACAGAGAGAAUUUUUUUUAAAGGUCUCACUUCCUUUCUCCUCUGAUCUGUUCCUCACAUCUCUAGAGAUUAUGCCCAAAUUUCAAUAUGCAGUACAUCACACUGCAGUCCAUGUUCUUUCUGAGACUAAAAAAAUGCUUUGAAAAAGUUGGCCAGGGCAAUCAUAGUCACUGAGGCGUUUUAUAGAUCAGUCACACAGAUAGUGGUGUUUUGUCAGACUUUGGCACUGCAGUGGAGGGCCCACACUGCAGGGGAGAAGUUUUGGAUCCAUGGCAGUAGAGAGUGGGGAAAUGGAGUCCCAGCCCUCCUCAUAGAGAGCCAGUGUGGUGUCGUGGUUAGGAGUGGUGGACUCGUAAUCUGGUGAACUGGGUUCGCGUCUCUGCUCCUCCACAUGGAGCUGCUGGGUGACCUUGGGCCAGUCACACUUCUCUGAAGUCUCUCAGCCUCACUCACCUCACAGAGUGUUUGUUGUAGGGGAGGAAGGGAAAGGAGAAUAUUAGCUGCUUGAGACUCCUUAGGGUAGUGAUAAUGCGGGAUAUCAAAUCCAAUCCCCCCCCCCCCCGCUCUUUGUCUACAGGCCUUCACUAAGUUCAAUGGAACUUGCUCCCAAGUGAGUUGGGUCAAGGAUUGCAGCCUUAGCUUUCUCACUUUUUCAUUUCUAGAAUGUAUUGGAGUGCAGCUCCCUUGGAUCAUAAAAUGUGCUCCAGAGUUGAACCCUAGCACAGCAGUUGGACUGGCUACCAGCUGUCAGCAUGAGAAGCAAUAG